AUGCGACCGAUCAGUCUUGCUUUCUGUGUAGCGUUCUGCUCCUUCUUCAUCCCCGCCACCAUCGCACAGUCAGUAUUGGGUGCCUCGUGCUCCGGGACAGGUGCUUGCAGGAGUACUGCUUAUUGCUCCAACGGUAUCUGCGGCGGUCCAGGCGCUUUCUGCCAAACUGCGAGCACGGAUUGCGCCAACGGUCAGAACUGCCUCGACAACGAGUGCACGUCUUUGGCUCGGUCCACCCUUGGCGGCACCUGUUCGCGGACCCUUCAAUGUCCCGCCAGCGCUCAGUGCACCAACGGCAUUUGCGGCGGUCCCGGCGGCUUCUGCCAGAAUGCGGACACGGACUGCGCCAACGGUCAAAACUGCCUCGACAGCGAGUGCACGUCUUUGGCUUUGUCCACCCUCGGCGGGACGUGCUCGCGGACCCUUCAAUGUCCCGCCAGCGCUCAGUGCACCAACGGCAUUUGCGGCGGUCCCGGCGGUUUCUGUAUCACAGCAAGCACGGACUGCGCCAACGGUCAGAACUGCCUCGACAGCGAGUGCACGUCUUUGGCUCGGUCCACCCUGGGCGGCACCUGUUCGCGGACCCUCCAAUGUCCCGCCAAUUCUCGGUGCACCGACGGUAUCUGCGGCGGUCCCGGCGGUUUCUGUAUUACAGCAAGCACGGACUGCGCCAACGGUCAGAACUGCCUCGACAACGAGUGCACGUCUUUGGCUCCGUCCACCCUUGGUGGCACCUGUUCGCGGACCCUUCAAUGUCCCGCCAACGCUCGGUGCACCGACGGUAUCUGCGGCGGUCCCGGCGGUUUCUGUAUCACAGCAAGCACGGACUGCGCCAACGGUCAGAACUGCCUCGACAACGAGUGCACGUCUUUGGCUCCGUCCACCCUUGGUGGCACCUGUUCGCGGACCCUUCAAUGUCCUGCCAACGCUCGGUGCACCGACGGUAUCUGCGGCGGUCCCGGUGGGUUCUGCAUCACAGCAAGUACGGACUGCGCCAAUGGCCAGAACUGCCUCGACAAUGUGUGCACGUCUCUGGCUCCUCAACCUCUCGGCGCAACCUGCUCGAGCAACAUCCAAUGCCCCGGCAACGCUCGCUGCACCGACGGUAUCUGCGGCGGUCCCGGCGGCUUCUGCAUCACUGCAAGUACGGACUGCGCCAAUGGCCAGAACUGCCUCGACAAUGAGUGCACGUCUUUGGCUCCUCAACCUCUCGGGGCAACCUGCUCCAGCGACAUCCAAUGCCCCGGCAACGCUCGUUGCUUCAGCAAUAUCUGCGGCGGUACCGGCGCUUUCUGUAUCGCGGAUAGCGGCCAAUCAGGUGGUUCAGGGCCCUCAUCGGGUUGCUUCAGCGGAACUUGCUCCGCCUAUGCUUGCACCAUGGCAGCAAGCCAGCGACCUCAAGGCCGGCGAGAUGUCGCGACCCAGUGGGUGGCGUCGCAGAGCUGUCGCCGAGGCUAUCUUCAAUGCCAAGUCGCACCUGGGAUGAAGCUCGUCGAGUGUAUCGAUCCGCUUACCGACCUCGAGAACUGCGGUGGCUGUGUUGUGGGCGAGAACGGGACAGGCGUUGACUGCACGGUGAUUCCUGGGGUAGCGGGGAUCAGAUGCCAGCGAGGUAGCUGUGUCAUCGAAUCCUGUGCGGAAGGACUCGCAUACCAGGAGGAGACCAAUACUUGCGCCUGA
This is a messenger RNA of Dioszegia hungarica, 1680 nucleotides long. RefSeq lists its product as uncharacterized. The transcript has 6 exons. NCBI's taxonomy places the organism in Eukaryota, Fungi, Basidiomycota, Tremellomycetes, Tremellales, Bulleribasidiaceae. The coding region runs from base 1 to 1680 and encodes 559 amino acids. The record is from RefSeq and is a predicted model, not a curated record.